AUGAAAGCUGAAGUACUGUAUCCCGACUCGGUUGCCUUCCAGGCUCUAACAUUACCUAAGGCCCCUGCUGACGAGUACCAGCUUUGCUUCCAGACGAACCUCAUCCUUGAGUCUGUCCCCGUGAGCUCAACCUGGAAUUGGGAUGCCGUCGACUCUCAACUUCUGACUUCUCUGCCGGCUUCCUCUUCUGAGCGUAUGCUACCAUCCCAGAGGCUGGUGCCUUGA
Messenger RNA from Colletotrichum truncatum, 225 nucleotides. The record is from RefSeq and is a predicted model, not a curated record. NCBI's taxonomy places the organism in Eukaryota, Fungi, Ascomycota, Sordariomycetes, Glomerellales, Glomerellaceae.